CGCGCGCCUGCGCCCUGGCGUCCGCCGCGCGCUCCCCGCUCGGCUUUGACCUCCAGCCGCCCGGGAGAAGAUGGCCGCGCCGGUAGUGUCCGGGCUGUCCCGGCAGGUGCGAUCCUUCAGCACAUCUGUGGCCAGGCCCUUCGCCAAGCUCGUGAGGCCACCCAUCCAGAUCUACGGUGUCGAAGGUCGCUAUGCCACGGCUCUGUACUCUGCUGCGUCCAAACAGAACAAGCUGGACCAAGUGGAGAAGGAGCUGCUGCGAGUGGCGCAACUGCUGAAGGAGCCCAAGCUGGCGGCCUCCAUCCUGAACCCGCACGUGAAGCGCGCCAUCAAGGUGAAGAGCAUCGGUGACCUGACAGCCCGGGAGAAGCUGUCCCCAAUCACCACCAACCUCAUCAAUCUGCUUGCCGAAAAUGGGCGUUUGAACAACACCCCCGGGAUCAUUUCGGCCUUUUCCACCAUGAUGAGCGUCCACCGUGGCGAAGUCCCCUGCACAGUGACCACGGCCUCUGCCCUGCCCGAGGCCACGCUGUCUGAGCUCAAAACAGUCCUGCAGAGCUUCCUGAGCAAAAACCAAGUGUUGAAGCUGGAGGUGAAGACCGACCCGUCCAUCAUGGGGGGGAUGAUCGUCCGCAUCGGAGAGAAGUACGUGGACAUGUCUGCCAGGACCAAGAUCCAGAAGCUGAGCAAGGCCAUGCGCGAGGCGAUGUGAGCGCCGUCUCCCUCCGGGCUGCACCUGGCGGGGCAAUAAACUGCUUCCUGAACAGAACAGUCACGUCCGCUCUUUAGGGUCCGGCGUAGACCAACACCCCCACACACGCCAACCCCACCAGGAGUCACUUCUGGGCGCAAAGCCAGGAGUAACCCCUGAGCAUCACCAGGUGUGUCCCCCAAACUAAGACACAGAGAGCCCUUUAGGGGUUCAGAGUCUCCGACAUGCUCCGCCUGCUUGGCUGAACAGUCUCGUGAGCACCAGCUGGGGCACCCGGAGGCGGGCACUGCAGGCCUCUGUGCCGUCCCCCCUCAGCGAGCAGCCCCCUCCUCGUCAGCAUUCCCCUAGGCCAGAGGUUACGCCUUGUGGUUCUCGUGUCUGCUUCUUAGGAAGGCGUUGAGAGGGGCUACAGAUCGCAUAGCAGGGAGGGCACCUGCCGUGCACGCGGCCAGCUCGGGUUCAACCCCCGGCCCCCUCUGCUUCCCCGAGCCCACCAGGAGUGACUCCUGAGGGCAGAGCUAGGAGGAAGCCCUGAGCACCGCUUGGUGUGACCCAAAGAUCAGAAUAGCAAGAGUUGAGCUACUGCGGCCUGGGUUGAGGCUGGAUGGUUGGUGCUUUCUGGACCUUGUCCCAUUUCCUGCAUGGCCGAGCUGCCACGGGUCAGCUCAGGAACCUGCACAGCAACUGGAGGGCACCUUGGGCUUCCCCUGGUUCCCACGCAGGAGGCCCCAGAACCAAGUGUGUGAGCCCAGAUGUGUCUUAGUCUGGCCCCUCCCCCAGUUAAAUAUCAAAAUUCACUUUUUUCUCUGAAGAAAUCGAGAAGUCAGCCUAAUCUAGCGGGCCUCCAUUCUUCCUGAGCGAUGGGCUACUCCUAACAGCUGGGCGCGGGAGCAGGGGCUUCCCCCAGGAGUGCUUGGGCCCCACCCAGGGUAUCGGGGCUCACUCUGGCUCUGUUCUGGAGCACUCCUUAGCAGGCAGGAGGGGAAGGGGCUCGGAGAGCCAUAUGGGGUGCUGUGCCCCAGAAUCAAACCCAGGGUCAAGCACCCCCUCCCCCAGGUCGCCAGCCAAUCGGGAGGCUGCCAGCACGGGGGAGAGCGUUUCCCCAGGCUGGACGCCAACAGGAAGUGGCCUUUUGCCUUUCUGAUAAGUUGCCCCCAGGAGAUGCGACAGAUUUGACAGGUCUGCCCGGGGCCACGGGCUGAACAAGACCUGGGCAGUGAGCACAGUCAGGGCCAGGUCCUAGUCCCGGGACCAACAUGUUCCCCUGUCCGUCACGCCAUUGCUCCAGCCGUCACGUUUGGCUGAAAUGUGGGUCUGGCAAACCAGCUACGGAAUCAGCUGAGGUGACAGGCAACCCAGACACGUCACAGCCUCUCGCCGAAACUGCUCCUGGCCCCAACACGCGCUGACAAACGAGGCUGGACAUAGGGCCCCUCUGCUGGACACCACUGACCAGCCUCCCCUAUAGUCCCUGGCCGGGAAACCAAGUCACAGCAGCUGAGGGGAGAUGAGAUGCUGUCUGGGCCUCCCUGGGCUGCCUCACGAGCAGGUGUGCAGCCUCCCCAUGGCGUGCAGGUGGUGGGAACGGAGCUUCCUCAGGCCGAGGUAGGAGCCCAGUGAAUUUAGGGGCACAGUCGCCCCUCAGCAGCCUGCCCUACCUCAGACCGACCCGGGCCGUUAGCGCCAAGGAGGAAGCCCCUUUUGUGGAGCCUUGGGGCUCGGGGUCUCUGAGGGUGUGAUGGGACCCCAGCCAGGGCUGCUCGCACAGCAUCAUCCUGGAAGAUCACAGCUUCCUAGGCUCCGGGUGACCCUGCCGAGAGUAUCUUUGGGGAACCCUCUGGCCAUAAUCCCACCCUAGUCCUCCAGAUUCAAACUCCACAACGUGUCAACGGAGUAUAUAGAAAUGGGGCAGAAUGGCAAAAUGCUUCAAAUCCAGCUAUCUCUGGUAUAUCAGAGUUUACUUUGCCCCAGAAAUCAUGCAGUGAUUCUCUUCCUAGUUAGUACAGUGGGCCAAGGUCACCAUUUUAAAGCAACCUAUGCAAGAACCAUUUGGGGUUGUUUAAAUAAAUCCAGGAAGACUAGGAAACACGCUGACAAUGGGAUACUAUGCAGUCCUUGGAAAAUCAAGUUGUUGGGGCAGAGAAAUCGCUCAAUGGGCUGAAUACUUUGCAUUCUAGAGAUCCCAGAUUUGAACCCCAGCAUCACAUGGUCCCCUGAGCACAGAGCUAGGAGUGGUCCCUGAGCACUGCGUGGGUAUGACUGAGAAAAACGGACAAAAGAAAUCAAGUUGUAAAAUACAUCUGCUGGAUUUAAAAGAAAGCAAUCAAACAAAAUGUGAGAUGAUCUUAUGUAAAUUAUAUAGUUGAACAAUGCCCUGUGGAAGCUGUCAAGACAUCCUAGCAUUAAAUAGUACAAAAGCGUCUGAAGUGGAGACAGAGAGGAAGGAGAACACAAGAAUGACAGGCUCUCGCAAAUGUUAAGAUUUAUUUUCGUUUGGGAAAAAAAAAAUCUCCAUUAGGUGAUUUCAUUGUUUUGUAUUUUCUGUGCUAUUGAAUUUUCUGCAUUAUUAAGUAUUCACUGGAAUGAGAAGAAACACAAUAAACAAUUUGGGGUAAAAUAGUCUCUCGAUUACGCUGGC
Sorex araneus (European shrew) is the source of this 3350-nucleotide messenger RNA. It is a transcript of the gene ATP5PO, whose product is annotated as ATP synthase peripheral stalk subunit OSCP. Lineage: Eukaryota; Metazoa; Chordata; Mammalia; Eulipotyphla; Soricidae. Gene Ontology annotation, biological process: proton motive force-driven mitochondrial ATP synthesis. Gene Ontology annotation, molecular function: proton-transporting ATP synthase activity, rotational mechanism. The coding region runs from base 71 to 712 and encodes 213 amino acids. The record is from RefSeq and is a predicted model, not a curated record. The transcript has 7 exons. Gene Ontology annotation, cellular component: membrane.